GCCACGCUCAACCGGAGGGGUCGCUGCUUGAGCAGCGCACGGCGGGGCGAGGCUUGGGCAGCGGCAACCGCUGAUUGGCAGUAAAGGGCUUCACGCCCCAUCGCCUGCUCUAGCAGAACCAGAACAGCCAAUCAGAGCGAGGACUGAGGGCAACGACCCAAUCCUGGAGCAGGGCUGAGAGUGGGGGCGGGGACAAGUUGCUCAGGUGGAUUCAGGACUGGAGCUGGCCUGCGGAUGCUCCUUUGCUGCUGCUGCUGCUGCUGCUGCUGCGCUGCGCUGGGAGUACAGUCGCCAGGCAAAAAGCCCUCUCAGGUCUCAGGAGAGCCAUGAGCCGGUUCCUGAACGUGUUACGAAGCUGGCUGGUUAUGGUGUCCAUCAUAACCAUGGGGAACUCGCUCCAGAGCUUCCGAGACCACACCUUUCUCUAUGAAAAGCUCUACACCGGCAAGCCACACCUUGUGAAUGGCCUCCACGCUCGGACGUUUGGAACCUGGACACUACUCUCGUCCGUGAUUCGCUGCCUCUGCGCCAUUGACAUUCACAACAAGACGCUCUACCACAUCACGCUCUGGACCUUCCUCCUCGCCAUGGGGCACUUCCUCUCUGAGUUGUUUGUAUAUGGGACUGCAGCUCCCACGAUUGGCGUCCUGGCACCCCUCCUGGUGUCAAGUCUCUCAAUCCUGGGAAUGCUAGUGGGGCUCUGGUACCUAGAAGCAGAACCAGGAUCCAGACAGAAGAAGAGAAACUGAGGCCAACAUCACCACGUCCGAGACUUCAUCUUCCAUCUUUGCUGGCCUCUUCCUUCGCCCACUCUGCUCUUAAAUUUCUUUUCUGCUCCAUCAUCCACUUCUAGCCUUUUACAUUUUGGUUUUUUUCUUUAGUUUAAAAUUUUUUAAGCUAUAACAUACAUACAGGAAGUUGGUGCCAUUUACAUGUAUAUACCAUUUAAAGAAUCAUUUUAAAAUGAAUACCCUGCACCUCCAUCCAAAUCAAGAAAUCGCCAGCACAUCCGAAGCCCACUGUGUGCCCUUCCCCCACCCGCAACCUCUUCCAAGACCCCUUUUCCAGCCUUUGCUUUUUUUCUUUUAUUUUCACCCGUCGAUUUGACUUGUGUGGAGGGAACACGUGAACUGUGAAACUUAAAGCUGCUGCCUCACCCACAGCAGCUGCCACCAAGGGCUGCUUCGAGGGGUUGUCCACCCAGGUUGGGCUCCUCUCUGCUGCUGGACCCAAGACUGAACCAUCAGAGGGACAGGCAGUUCUGAGAAGGGCUCGCCUGCAAGUGAGCAUGGCUCCUAUCCUUGUGCCUACAGGUGGAUCAGGGUUGGAAGAGUCUGGGCUGUUUUUAGACCUUCUGGUCCACUGUAUUUGUGUAAUGAGAUUUGUAAUAAAUAGAAAAACCUUCUUCUCUGA
This is a messenger RNA of Hippopotamus amphibius kiboko, 1413 nucleotides long. It is a transcript of the gene ERG28, whose product is annotated as ergosterol biosynthesis 28 homolog. The coding region runs from base 327 to 749 and encodes 140 amino acids. Gene Ontology annotation, cellular component: endoplasmic reticulum; membrane. Gene Ontology annotation, molecular function: protein-macromolecule adaptor activity. Lineage: Eukaryota; Metazoa; Chordata; Mammalia; Artiodactyla; Hippopotamidae. The record is from RefSeq and is a predicted model, not a curated record. The transcript has 5 exons.